Molecule: messenger RNA, 2484 nt
Organism: Linepithema humile (Argentine ant)
Lineage: Eukaryota; Metazoa; Arthropoda; Insecta; Hymenoptera; Formicidae
Product: protein stand still-like
Molecular function (GO): DNA binding
Source: RefSeq, a predicted model, not a curated record
AACAAAGUUGAAUAAAGUGAUUGACUGAAACGACUAAAAUAAAAUUAGGUUAUAAAUUCUACGAAAAUUCUUGAGUUUCACAGUGAAAUUGUUUAAUUGGACAUAAAUGGAACGAGUAAAAGUUUUUUCUUAAUUAACGAUUUAUAUCUAUGCUAUAGAAUAUCAAAUCUCACCGCAAAAUUAAUUGGUCACGAGUUAUUUUAUGGAUUAUGAACGUAAAUUGAAACACUAAGUGAUUAUUUAUUUUUAAAAUAUCUUAAAAGAUGAUAUCGCGGUUAUAUGUAUUUAUCAUUAUAUAUUAAAGAAACUAUGUUUACAAAAACAAAGAAAAUUACAUUUAAUAACAAAGCUAAAUCCUGAAGAAAAAUGCUUUGUUUAUGACAGUGUUGCCACUACGCACAAUAACAACAGGGAUUAGAAAAUUGUUGGAUACAAUUGUUUGUUUACCUUAUUUAAGUGUAUCUAGAUAAGAGGAAGUACACAUAUAAAAUGUCCAUUGUCUUUCUUUGACAUUUGGUGUGACAAUAUGGGCAUAUAAUGUGUGGAGUUGUAACUUUGAUGAUAACUAAAUUGUGAGGCUUGUAUGCAUCCUGUUAAUAUGGACAGCUUCCCUACACAGAGCUAUGACUGCAAGAUGGAAACAUUUGAGACGUAUGAUGAAUCCAUAGUCACUGCUACAAAUCAUCAACGUGAUGUUGCACAACCUGUCAACAAUCAAACACCUGUACAGCAGCUGCAGAUGCACAGCCCAGAUGCAUCAAGUCACGACGCAUCAACGUUGCAGCAACAACAGCAGCAGCAGCAGCAACAAGUAGAGCAGACACAGCAGAUCAUGCUUCAAUCAAACACUCAGCAAAACCCGAAUCUAACUCCAGUCCGAUUACCAGCUAUAUUAGAUGGAGAAUUCUUCAUAGUGGUCAGAGUACGAGAUACCAAUGUCUCAGUGCGCUGUUUGCAGUGUCAGAAAGUGUUGAACGGCAAUCUGAAAUCCACUGGCAAUUUUCUUAGUCAUAUAAAGCGGUUACAUCCGUUUCUGAUUGAGAAAAUAAGAUGCAAAUCUAAUCAGAGAAAGCCCGCGAUGAUGUAUAUCGACUCGACGUCAUCUGAUAAAUGCUCGGAUAUAAUGCAAGCAAAACGUAUAGUGGUGCAAAGCAAGAAACGUUGUAAAGCGGAGGAAUCUCCGGCCGAAAUCGAAGAAUCUUACAAUAAUCAAUCCUCAAAUUGGAAUGAUGGAUCAUUGACGCAACGACAAUCUGAAGAACCGGAGUCCACAGAUCUGCCUUUGAAGAUACCGCAUAACAAUCCAUUGGUGAUAGAAGACGAAUUUGACGCGAUCGGCCGUAACGUCGCUGCCAAGCUCAGGAACAUGAAGAUGGACCAAAGAAUAAUCGCCGAAAAAUUGCUGAAUGACAUUUUAUUCGAAGCUCAGCUCGGCAAUCUUCACAGAGAUUCGAGUAUUCACGUGUGAAAAAAUAAUGUACAAAUGGCCGAUACAUAUAUCUUCUAAGGAAUCGCGAACGAACGAUCUCUGUGUCCCGCCCGAUUCAGCGGAAAGUCGCAAGCGAUGUGAUCAAUAGAUUUAUCUGUAAGCUAUACAACGUAUGCUUGUGUGUGCAUGAAAAUAGUGCGUUCAAUGAUGAAUAGCUAUUUUUUUUGGAAUACUAAAGGAUUGUGAUUUAAUUUUAUUGAAAGACAUUUUUAUAUCUUGUAAUAUAUCUUGUAUAUCUUGUAACAUAUAUUCGCCGCACAGUCGUCUAGAGAAUUAUCUCUAAAUUUUUGGACAAUGGAGAGAAAUUUAUGUAAUUUUAUGUAUCUUGUUUUUAUAUAUUAUGUAAAUUUAUGUAUCAAGUAAUUUUAGAUAUAUAUAUAUUUAGAUAUAUAUAUAUAAGCGUACACAUAGGGCCACUCUUUUUAUAAAUAAUAUGCAAAUGUAUAUGUGUAUAUAUUUAUAACUUGUAAAUAUAUUCGCAAUUCGUAAAGCAUAUUGUUAAAAAGUGGAACAUGCUGCCUAAAAUAGGUGCAAAAGAUUUUUGACACUUUUGCAUUGAGAUCUAUUUUAAAGAUCAGAAGACAAUCGAAGAAAUUUUUCUAGAUAAAAAAUGCAUUGGCAAUAUUUUGAUUAAAAUUCAUUCGAAACCGUGCGCAAUUGUAUGUAACAAAAAUGACAAUCUUUUGCACCAGUCUAACAAUGACUAUGUCUAAAAGUCUUUUUUACAUGAAUUAUACGUUCUACAAUUAGCAUAAGACUGCAGUCAAUUGUAACGCGUAUAGCAAUUGUUCAUAAAUAUAUAUUAAUAUAUAUAUUUAAUAUAAAUAAUAUAUAUUUAAUAUAUAUAUAUAUUUAAUAUAUAUAUAUAAUAUAAUAUAUUUUUAGGAGGGUGAAAUAGUCGUCGAAACAUCUGAACACAAGAAGUUUGGGCUUUUGCUAAGUCAGAGAAUAAUAUCUAUAGAAUCUAAAUAAAAUACGACGUAAUGUUCAAUGCA